AGCUCCAUCUGAACUUCUCGCAGACCAGUCCCCUCUUCAGUGGAGCGCAUCGCGGAGCUCAACAGGAGGACACCGGAGCCAGGAGGACACCAGGAGCGGAGCAGCUGCCGAGGCGAUCUCUCCUCGCCAUGGUUGGCUGUGCGUAAAAACGCACUCGAUUCCGUUCGGCUCCGAUCAUACGAGACUCGCCCAGGCAGGUCCGUUUCUCCUCCCCCCCCACCCCCCCCGGUCUGGAACAUCUUCCACCAUCAGAUCAGCAUCAGGGUUCGAGAUGACCGAGGAGAAUGACCCCUCCCUCGGCCACCCUCCCUGCAGUCCUUCUGGAACCGCGAGCUCCGCGUCUCAGCAGGACUCGGACUCGGACGCGCCCUCCUCGCCCCCGGGCGCCAAGAAGCCCGGCGGCGGCGGCGACGAGGACGAGCGCUUCCCCGCGUGCAUCCGCGACGCCGUUUCCCAGGUGCUCAAGGGGUACGACUGGUCCCUGGUGCCGGUGCCCGCGCGCGGCGGCCCCGGCGCGUCCCUCAAGAGCAAGCCGCACGUGAAGCGGCCCAUGAACGCGUUCAUGGUGUGGGCGCAGGCGGCGCGCAGGAAGCUCGCGGACCAGUACCCGCACCUGCACAACGCCGAGCUCAGCAAGACCCUGGGCAAGCUCUGGAGGCUGCUGUCGGAAAACGAGAAGCGGCCGUUUGUGGACGAAGCCGAAAGACUGAGGGUCCAGCACAAGAAGGACCACCCGGAUUACAAAUACCAGCCGCGUCGGAGGAAAAACACCAAGACAGGGCAGAGCGACUCGGACUCCAGCGCCGAGAUGAACCACCACCACCACCCGCCGGGACAGAUGUACAAAGCUGAGACCGCUCUGGGCAGGCUCGGAGGCCUAGGAGAUGGACGCCACCACUCGGACCACACAGGUCAAGCCCACGGACCCCCGACUCCUCCGACGACUCCGAAAACGGACCUGAACUACGCGGGGAAACAGGACCUCAAGUACGACGGCCGACGCCUCGCGGACAGCAGCCGGCAGAACAUAGACUUCAGCAACGUGGACAUCUCGGAGCUCAGCACCGACGUCAUCAGCAACAUGGAGGCCUUCGACGUCCACGAGUUCGACCAGUACCUGCCCCCAAACAGCCACGCGACGGGCGUCGCCGCGGCCGCGCCGGCAGGGCCGUCCUCCGAGCAGGUUCAAGGACAGAGCCCGGCCGGAGGCUCCCCCUACGGCGCCUCGUACGGCCACUCGAGCGGCGCGGCGUGGAGCCACAAGACGGCCGCGUCCCCUUCCCCCGGCGCCGACGGCGAGGCCGGGCAGCAGAGGCCUCACAUCAAAACGGAGCAGCUGAGCCCGAGCCACUACAGCGAGCGCGUCCACGAGUCUCCCUCGCACCCCGAAUACGGCUCCUACGGCGCCCAGGCCUGCUUGAGCUCGUCGGUGGCCGCGCCCUUCUCCGGCGGCCCCUGCGACUACGCAGACCUCCAGGGCUCCACGUACUAUAGCCCCUAUUCCAGCUACCCGUCCGGCAUCUACCAGUACCCGUACUUCCAUCCGUCUCGCCGGCCCUACGCCACUCCCAUCCUCAACAGCCUGUCGGUGCCGUCCGCUCACAGCCCCACGGCCUCCUGGGAGCAGCCUGUGUACACCACCCUUACCAGGCCUUAAUGAGCCCCACACAAAAGAGCGCUCCGGUCUUCGGUCACCGCAUCUCCCGGACCCGCCAGCGUCCUCUAGUAUUUCUGCACUAAUCACGGAAUAGAAUUAUGUAAUAGCUAUUACAUAAGCGUUAAAAGAAGGAAAAAAGAAGUGCCUGCUGAUUUUGUAUAAGAAUCAAAUCACUCUGACUUUCUUCGCCUUUAACCGCUUCUUUCGCGGAUGUAUAACUGCGUCGUUUUUAAAUGAAGGCGUCCUUUUUACGCACCUGGACCGAACUCAUAGGUACUCCGCACGUGUCCGUACCUGGGUGCACCUGGAGGGGGAUUCCUUUUAAAAUACUGGACAAUGCAGGGGACACUGGUGUUCCACGUCUGGCAGUGAAACUGGUGGCAAAUACAUUUG
Scleropages formosus (Asian bonytongue) is the source of this 2050-nucleotide messenger RNA. It is a transcript of the gene sox8a, whose product is annotated as SRY-box transcription factor 8a. Gene Ontology annotation, molecular function: RNA polymerase II cis-regulatory region sequence-specific DNA binding; DNA-binding transcription factor activity, RNA polymerase II-specific. Gene Ontology annotation, biological process: morphogenesis of an epithelium; negative regulation of transcription by RNA polymerase II; neural crest cell development. The record is from RefSeq and is a predicted model, not a curated record. Lineage: Eukaryota; Metazoa; Chordata; Actinopteri; Osteoglossiformes; Osteoglossidae. Gene Ontology annotation, cellular component: nucleus. Bases 272 to 1657 code for a protein of 461 amino acids. The transcript is spliced from 3 exons.